AUGGAAAUCACAUUAUGUUAAAGUGCCAGAUAGUUAUGCAAACUAACGCUCAGAUUUGUCGUGUUGGUACAAUAAACCGAUCAAAACAAAGGAUUUUCAGGUCACAGCAACAUUCGUAGUUUCAUACAGAUUGACAAGGAAAUACGGUGAAAUGUCGUUUAUAUCCAAACGAGAGAGGGAAGUUAAAAUAUCAGCUGUAAUUCAAGAACAGACGCAGCCUGACGGUAUCGCUGAUUAUUCUGUCGACGAAACUGCUGCUGCGUCGAACAACUCCGGUUCGGCGUCACAACAGUCAAUCGCGUCAAAGAUGUCUCGAUCGCGCUCUCGUCUCUUCGACGCUGAUAACCCGGGAGAAACAAGGCUUUAUUUGAACGUUGGAGGGCAGAGACACGAAACAUUUGUGAGUACUUUGGCAAGCAUACCUGACACGCGGCUGGCAUGGAUAGCUGAACGAGCUCUGAAGGAUCCAAGACCGCUCGGACAAAAGCGAGAAUUUUUCUUCGACCGGAAUCCCGCAGUUUUUACACAUAUUCUCAACUACUAUCGCACAGGGAAACUACAUUGUCCAAGGGAUGUGUGUGGACCACUCUUUGAGGAAGAACUUAACUUCUGGGGUCUGGACGAAAAACAGAUUGAAACUUGUUGUUGGGCAAAAUAUGAUGAACAUCGCGACGCUGAAGAGAAACUUCAAGGCUUCUCACGAGACGAAGAUCAAGAUUCAGACUUUGAAGACAUCGACAGCGGGUCUGGUGACAUCGAAAUCCCUAGUAGUGGAAGUGAACUUUGUGCCUCGCACGACUCAGCUCGGCGGGUCACAACAGCAGCUGCGCGCUGGAGGCAUCCAUGGCACACGAUGAAGAAAAAAAUAUGGAAAACAUUUGAUGAUCCUUACUCAUCGAAAUUUGCAAGGGCCGUCGGCUUUAUAUCUCUCAUUUUCAACGUAGCGGUCGUCACACAGUUUUGCAUCUUGACUUUGGACUACUUCAGUAAUGAGCACUCUCCACAGAAUCAAGUUCUUUUCAUCAUUGAGUCUAUAGCAGUUUCUUGGUUCACAUUAGAUAUCGCCAUUCGUCUACUAUGCUGUCCUGAUCGACGUCGUUUUCUAAAAACGCUUCAAAACUGGGCUGACUUCAUUGCCAUCAUUCCAUUCUACUUGGUUAUCUUGACUCCAUAUGACGAAAUACUCAGAAACUUCACAAUUUUUUACGUAUUUCGAAUGUUCCGCACCUUUCGACCAUUAAAAUUUUCUUAUGUUAUGCAAGUCUUUACACAAACACUUCGUGCCAGCUCACGUGAACUGUACUUCUUGAUUUUCAUCCUUGCGCUUGAGGUGGUGGUUUAUGGCAGCCUCGCUUAUUACUCCGAGCGAAAGACCCCUGAAACUAAAUUUAUCAAUAUCCCAGUCUCGUUCUGGUGGGCACUGGUUACCAUGACAACGGUAGGAUACGGUGACAUGUUUCCAACGACCCUGCCGGGUAAGCUGGUGGGUUGCGUGUGUGCUAUCAGUGGGGUUCUUAUGAUAGCACUACCAGUAUCUGUCGUGGCCAGCAACUUCUCGUUGUAUAAUUCCUACGCCAAAGUUAAGCUCAAACUCCCUUCAAGGGGAAAGAAAAAUAUGGUGGAUAAUGCUCUGAAAGCGUUGCAACUUGCUACGCCGCAAACCAGUGUAAGUGUUGCCUCACCGGACGGCGCAAACGGUAAUGGAAGAGGUCGAUAUUCAUCGCUGGUAACCUCAGGAAUUGAAUUAGGAUUAUUGAAUUCUACAAAGAAAAGUCCUUGUGAAGAAAUGGACGUUUUACCUAACUACGAAUCUACCGACAACAGACGAUACGGGAGACGCUCGGCGCAUUUCUCGUUAAACUUGAUUCCAAUAAGAGCACAUCCAGAGCUUCCUGAAGGCGACAGUGAAUCAGAAGAUAGCCCAAAGGGACUGGACUGUAAUCGUUUAAAACCUGCAAAUGAUAAAGUCACUUAAUCAUUUCGUUCCCAAAAUGUUCAAGAUCAAGUUAAGUUGUCAUAACUAACUUACAGUGACAUAAACAGGAGAUCCAUGUGGUUAUGUUUUCAUUUAGCUUAUACUCAUCGCAACUGAAUGUUAUAUUUGAAAAUAAACGAGAAGGUAGAAAUGACGUAGUUUCCUACAGCUCGUGAGCAGGUUAUCGAUGAGAAUGAUAAGUAAAACGUUCAUUCGAAAAGUCUAUGAUUUCGGUAAAAGAGAAAUAAUUGUUUGUAUAGUAGCUCUUAUUAUGAGUGCUUUGGUACAACAGUCUCUUCGCACGCGACAAAGUUUGAGGCUUGAUCGACGCGUGUCCGCGAGGGGUCUGGCAAUGAUAAUUAGUGCCAGACUUCCUGCCGGCUCAUUGUGCGUAAGGCCUCGAACUUCCUCUAAGGCGGAAAGACUCUCGGAGUGUUUGUAAUUAAAGCCUUCUGGCAAGUUGUCCGUAUAGAGGCAUUGAUAAAAACUUUCUUUCACAUUGAGUCACGAUAA
Molecule: messenger RNA, 2488 nt
Organism: Pocillopora verrucosa
Lineage: Eukaryota; Metazoa; Cnidaria; Anthozoa; Scleractinia; Pocilloporidae
Product: potassium voltage-gated channel subfamily C member 1
Biological process (GO): protein homooligomerization; potassium ion transmembrane transport
Cellular component (GO): voltage-gated potassium channel complex; membrane
Molecular function (GO): protein binding; delayed rectifier potassium channel activity
Source: RefSeq, a predicted model, not a curated record